Messenger RNA from Symbiodinium natans, 156 nucleotides. The record is from the annotation of a GenBank genome assembly. Lineage: Eukaryota; Dinophyceae; Suessiales; Symbiodiniaceae.
AUGGGCCUGAAGCCCAUGUUUGGCAUGCAGAUUCCGCUGGUUUGGACUUGUGCCAUUUUGAGCGGUGUCUAUUUCCAUCAUGUCAGGCGUGCAGAGAUCAACUAUGCUCACAACAAGUUGGAGGGCAGCGCCGCUGCCGAGGAAGCUGGCCACUGA